ACGAUACGAUUGUGUGAGAGAAGAAGACAAAGACGCAAGUUAGAUCGGCUGCUGUAUGGAAAUUGUACGCUGUGAAUUUUCCGGCUUUGUGACUAAUUUUCCGGUGGUUGUGGCUUUGUGAUUUGAACUGACUCGUCGUUGUGAGGGUUUAAGAGAUGGAUUUGGUCUCUAGUUGCAAGGAGAAACUUGCGUAUUUUCGGAUAAAAGAGCUUAAGGAUGUGCUUAAUCAGCUGGGACUUUCUAAACAGGGAAAGAAGCAGGACCUUGUCGAGCGGAUCUUGACCAUUCUUUCUGAUGAGCAUGCGGCUAGGUUGUGGUCUAAAAAGGAUGCCGUGGCAAGGGAAAAGGUUGCAAAACUAGUGGAGGAUGCAUAUAGGAAAAUGCAAGCAUGUGGGGCAAGUGACGUAGCAUCAAAAGGACAAGUUAGUUCAGAUAUCAGUACUGUUAAAGUUAAGGGAGAAAUUGAAGAUCACUUUCAACCAGAUACUAAAGUUCGGUGUCUUUGUGGAAGCUCACUAGAGACAGAGUCAAUGAUACAGUGCGAGGAUCCGAGAUGCCAUGUCUGGGAGCAUGUUGGUUGUGUCAUUAUCCCGGAGAAGCCUAUGGAAGUUCAUCCACCUCUUCCUGAAUCAUUUUACUGUGAAAUCUGCCGACUUACCCGUGUUGACCCAUUUUGGGUCACAAUGGCGCAUCCAUUGUAUCCGGUGAAGAUGACUGCAACGACGAUCCCAACUGAUGGUUCAAACCCAAUGCAGAGUGUGGACAGAACAUUUCAAAUAACAAGGACAGACAAAGACUUAUUGGUGAAACAUGAGUACGAUAUUCAGGCUUGGUGUAUGCUCUUGAAUGACAAAGUUCUAUUUAGGAUGCAGUGGCCUCAAUAUGCAGAUCUUCAAGUCAAUGGUGUGCCUGUUCGUGCUAUUAACCGACCCGGGUCACAGCUUCUGGGGGCCAAUGGCCGCGAUGAUGGACCUAUUAUUACACCUUGUGUUAGAGAUGGAAUUAACAAGAUAUCCUUGAGUGGAUGUGACUCCCGCAGUUUUUGUUUGGGUGUAAGACUUGUGAAGCGACGGACUCUCCAACAGGUCUUAAACAUGAUUCCGGAUGAAGAUAAAGGUGAACCUUUUGAAGAUGCUCUUGCGCGUGUACUCCGAUGCAUUGGAGGUGCAACUGGAAAUGAUGAUGCCGACAGUGACAGUGAUAUUGAGGUUGUCGCAGAUUUCUUUGGUGUCAAUCUCCGGUGUCCUAUGAGCGGCUCUAGGAUGAAAGUUGCUGGGAGAUUUAAACUCUGUGUGCACAUGGGAUGUUUUGACCUUGAGGUGUUUGUGGAGCUGAAUCAACGUUCCAGAAAGUGGCAAUGUCCUAUUUGUCUGAAGAACUACUCUCUGGAGCAUAUAAUCAUAGAUCCUUAUUUUAACCGGAUCACAUCAAAGAUGAGACAUUGUGAUGAAGAGUUGACUGAGAUUGAAAUGAAGCCUGAUGGUUCUUGGCGUGUGAAGUUCAAAAGUGAAAGUGAGCGCAGGGAAUUGGGGGAACUCUCACAAUGGCACUUACCUGAUGGUAGUUUCUUCUCCACAGUUGAUGAGAUUGAACCCAAGAUGGAAAUGCUAACACCGGUUAAACAAGAAGGUUGCUCAGAUGGUCCAACCCCUUUAAAACUUGGAAUAAGGAAGAAUCGCAAUGGUAUUUGGGAAGUUAGCAAACCUAAUAUUAAUGGUUUGUCUUCCAGUAAUAGGCAAGAGAAGCUUGAGUAUCAGGAGCAUAAUAUUAUACCAAUGAGCAGUAGUGCCACUGGAAGUGGUAGGGAUGGUGAUGACCCUAGCGUAAACCAGGACGCUGUUGGAACCUUUGAUUUUGGAAACAAUGGGAUGGAGCUUGAUUCUCUAUCCAUGAAUGUAGAUCCAAGCUACAACUUUAUUGAUAGGAAUCAUCAACCAGCAGCAACGAGUAAUAAUGAUGUCAUCGUUUUAAGUGAUUCUGAUGAAGAAAAUAAUGUUGUAAUCACUGGGGGUUCUGCCUACAAUGAGAAUCAAACUGAUGGCGGGGUAAAUUUCCCACCUGUUAUUAACUCGUAUAGUGAAGACCCUCACACCGUGGCAGGGAACAAUUCGGGCUUGGGUCUUUUCGCCAACAUUGACGAUGAUUAUGAUAUGCGCCUUUGGCAGUUUUCUUUGGAACCCCAAGGCGGACCCGGGUUCCAACUAUUUGCAUCUGAUGCUGAUGUAUCAGAUGGUUUAGUUGGCUUGGAGCCUGGUCCACUGGACUGUACCCCUGCAAUAAGUAGUGGUUACACAAUAGCUCCAGAGACAUCAUCAAUGCCAUCUGUUCCUAUGUUUCCAGAAUUGGUUGGACGAUUCGAAGCAGAUGCAAACGAUGGAUUAGUCAACAAUCCUUUUGCAUUUAGUAGAGAGGAUCCCUCACUUCAAAUAUUUCUUCCAACAAGACCAGAUACCUCAGCUCAGUCUGAUUUAAGAAGUCAGGCCGAGGUGUCAAACGGAACCCCUAGUGACGAUUGGAUCUCUCUUAGGCUUGGUGAUCACGGGGAGACAAUUGGUGUAAACAGAGUUAAUGAAAACAACCCAGUGUCGACCAGGGAGGGUACUUUAGAUACUUUGUCAGAGACUGUAGUAAACAAGAGAAGGCAAGUAGACAAAGAUCAGAUAGUCCGUUUUCGUUUCCUCGGCAGAAGCGAUCAAACAAUCAAAUGGAUCAUCAUCAGAGCCAGAGAUUGGGAAGUUUUGCUUGAUUCUCUGUGCUUGGGCACCUUCAGGCUCUCAUGGAAGGAUCUUAUGUGCAAAGAAGUAGACAGAUCGAUUCUCGGGUACGCCGUCAAGACGCGGAGGAGGUCUUUCUCUUCUCGUUCUUCUUCUCUCCUCUUCGACGACACUCAGUUACAGUUUAAAGAAAGUGUAUCCAAGUUCGCGCAAGAUAUUAUCGCUCCUCAUGCUGAAAGAAUUGAUAAAACUAAUUCAUUUCCAAAGGAUGUUAACUUAUGGAAGCAAAUGGGUGAGUUUAAUCUCCAUGGAAUCACUGCACCAGAGGAAUAUGGAGGUCUAGGUCUUGGUUACUUGUAUCAUUGUAUAGCAAUGGAGGAAAUCAGUCGUGCCUCGGGGUCAGUUGCUCUGUCUUAUGGUGCUCAUUCCAACCUUUGCAUCAAUCAAUUGGUGAGGAAUGGAACUGCAGCCCAAAAGCAAAAGUAUUUACCAAAGCUUAUCAGUGGAGAGCAUGUUGGUGCUCUUGCAAUGAGUGAACCCAAUGCCGGUUCAGAUGUUGUUGGCAUGAAAUGCAAGGCUGAGAAGGUAGAUGGUGGUUAUAUACUAAAUGGCAACAAGAUGUGGUGUACUAAUGGCCCGUCUGCUGAAACACUGGUUGUUUACGCGAAAACUGAUACAAAAGCAGGUUCUAAAGGAAUCACGGCUUUCAUUAUAGAGAAGGGAAUGGCCGGAUUCAGUACUGCUCAGAAAUUGGACAAACUGGGAAUGCGGGGAAGCGAUACGUGUGAGCUUGUUUUUGAGAAUUGCUUUGUUCCAGAAGAAAACAUUCUUGACAAGGAAGGAAAAGGAGUGUAUGUUCUGAUGUCAGGUCUGGAUUUGGAGAGACUUGUUUUAUCAGCUGGGCCCUUAGGGAUUAUGCAGGCAUGCCUAGACACCGUACUUCCCUAUAUUCGCCAGAGAGAACAGUUUGGUCGUCCAGUUGGAGAAUUUCAGUUUAUACAGGGUAAAGUUGCUGAUAUGUACACUGCAUUACAAUCUUCAAGGUCAUACGUCUACUCUGUUGCGAGGGACUGUGACAAUGGGAAAGUUGACCCAAAGGACUGCGCCGGAACUAUUCUUUGUGCGGCCGAGAGAGCAACGCAGGUCGCUUUACAGGCAAUACAAUGUUUAGGCGGAAAUGGGUACAUAAACGAAUAUGCAACAGGACGCCUUCUAAGAGAUGCGAAACUAUAUGAAAUCGGAGCAGGGACAAGCGAGAUCAGAAGGAUUGUCAUUGGUCGCGAGCUUUUCAAAGAACAAUAGAGAUAAGUCUAUUUUCUGCUUUGCCAAUGCGACAUUUUCAUUUUGUACAAGUAUAUAUAAUUCACAAUGUCCUCAAUAAUCUCACAAUAAGAAAAAUAGCUUCAAACAAAAUUUUGUUACUUUC
Messenger RNA from Arabidopsis arenosa, 4140 nucleotides. NCBI's taxonomy places the organism in Eukaryota, Viridiplantae, Streptophyta, Magnoliopsida, Brassicales, Brassicaceae. The record is from the annotation of a GenBank genome assembly.